This is a messenger RNA of Rangifer tarandus platyrhynchus (Svalbard reindeer), 1899 nucleotides long. Lineage: Eukaryota; Metazoa; Chordata; Mammalia; Artiodactyla; Cervidae. The record is from the annotation of a GenBank genome assembly.
AUGACUGAAGAAGCAUGCCGGACACGGAGUCAGAAGCGAGCGCUUGAACGGGACCCAGUGGAGGAUGAUGUGGAGAGCAAGAAGAUAAAAAUGGAGAGAGGAGUGUUGGCCUCAGAUUUAAAUGCUGACGGAGACACACGAGUGACGCCUGAGUCGGGAGCAGGCCCAGCCCAAGGGCUGCUGAGGGGCACAGAGGCGACGGCCGUGGGCAGAGGCGAAGGGCAGGUGGGCGACGGGCCUGUGGACAUGCGAACCACGCACAGUGACAUGAAGUCUGAGAGGAGACCCCCUUCACCCGAUGUGAUUGUGCUCUCUGACAACGAGCAGCCUGCGAGCCCGAGGGUGAAUGGACUGGCCGAGGAGCCCCCAAAGGAGACCAGCACCGAGGCCCUCAUGAAAAGCAGUCCUGAAGAACGAGAAAGGAUGAUUAAGCAACUAAAAGAAGAGUUAAGGUUAGAAGAAGCAAAACUGGUUUUGUUGAAGAAGUUGCGGCAGAGUCAAAUACAAAAAGAAACUCCCACCCAGAAGCCCGCAGGCUCCACUGGGAGCUCCGUGACCACCCCUCCCCCGCUUGUACGGGGCACCCAGAACAUUCCUUCCGGCAAGCCAUCACUUCAGACCUCUUCAACUCGGAUGCCUGGCAGUGUCAUCCCACCACCCCUGGUCCGUGGCGGGCAGCAGACGUCCUCAAAGUUAGGGCCUCAGGCGAGCUCCCAGGUCGUCAUGCCCCCACUCGUCAGAGGGGCCCAGCAAAUCCACAACAUCAGACAACAUUCCAGCGCAGGGCCGCCGCCACUCCUCCUGGCUCCCCGGGCGUCUGUGCCCAGUGUGCAGAUUCAGGGACAGAGGAUCAUUCAGCAGGGCCUCAUCCGUGUCGCCAACGUCCCCAACACUAGUCUGCUCGUCAACAUCCCACAGCCCUCCCCAGCAUCGCUGAAAGGAACAACAGCCACUUCUGCUCAGGCCAACUCCACCCCCACCAGUGUGGCCUCCGUGGUCACCGCUGCGGAUUCUCCAGCCAGUCGGCAGGCAGCCGCCAAGCUUGCACUGCGCAAACAGCUGGAGAAGACACUGCUUGAAAUCCCCCCACCCAAGCCCCCUGCCCCUGAGAUGAACUUCCUGCCCAGCGCUGCCAACAACGAAUUCAUCUACCUGGUCGGCCUGGAGGAGGUGGUGCAAAACCUGCUGGAGACACAAGCAGGCAGGAUGUCGGCCGCCGUCGUGCUCUCCCGGGAGCCCUACAUGUGUGCACAGUGCAAGACAGACUUCACGUGCCGCUGGCGGGAGGAGAAGGGCGGCGCCAUCAUGUGCGAGAACUGCAUGGCGUCCAACCAGAAGAAGGCGCUCAAGGUGGAGCACACAAGCCGCCUGAAGGCCGCCUUUGUGAAGGCGCUGCAGCAGGAGCAGGAGAUCGAGCAGCGGCUCCUGCAGCAGGGUGCCGCCCCCGUGCAGGCCAAGGCUGAGCCCACCAGCGCCCCACACCCCGUGCUGAAGCAGGUCAUAAAACCCCGGCGUAAGUUGGCGUUCCGCUCAGGAGAGGCCCGCGACUGGAGUAACGGGGCUGUGCUACAGGCCUCCAGCCAGCUGUCCCGGGGCUCAGCCACGACGCCCCGAGGCAUCCUGCACACAUUCAGCCAGUCGCCCAAACUGCAGAACGCAGCCUCAGCCCCCACCCUCGUCAGCAGGACAGGCAGACAUUCCGAGAGGGCUGUGAGCGCUGGCAAGGGAAGCACCACCUCCAACUGGAAGAAGGCGCCCCUGAGUACAGGCGGGGCCCUCGCAUUUGUCAGCCCGAGCUUGGCGGUGCACAAGACCUCCUCAGCCGUGGACCGCCAGCGGGAGUACCUCCUGGACAUGAUCCCGCCCCGCUCCAUCCCCCAGUCAGCCACGUGGAAAUAG